AAUAAAUCCUCACGCUUUUUUAGCUCAUUCAACAUGUAACUGUUGCUUCUGUUCCAAUUUUUCUAAGUUUGAGAGAGUUCUUUCGAUUAAAAGAUACCAUAUAUAAAAACGAGGAGGAAAUUGAUACAGAAGGUUCUUUCGAUUGAAAGAUACCAUAUGUAAAAACGAGAAGGAAACUGAUACAGAAGGCACCAACACGACAGCAAUGUACCUUUAUAAAUCGAAUAACAGAUACGACGAGCUGAUAACGAAGAAGAAGAAUGAGGAUCCAGAACGCAAUUACAAGACACGCAUUUACAAGAAUUGAAAUAGUUCAAUCGACUGGUAUUUUAAUUAAAGAACUCUAAGAGAGUUUCUUCAAUCAUGAAAGAUUGCUGGAAUAACUUGUAAACGCAGAAGGAUCAUGUUUUGCGAGAAAUAACUCAUAGCGCAAUCCUCCGUACGAUACAAGCUUUAAUCGUACAUUUAAUUGUUCGGAAGACGCGGAAAGAAUAUAUGGGGUGAUGAGGUGGAUAUCCGCAGCAUCCGCGAGUGGGGGGUGGCGGUUCUCCGCGUCGGUCGAUUCGUCGUGACGCUUCGACGCCGCGGAAGGGUGAGGGCGUCCACGUCGCGAGGAUGCCGAGAGAACGAGUACCAAGGGCGUACGGUCAGUUGCGAAUCGAGGGACGCGAGCGUCGCUUACAGGCGCCGCCCUGGGCGCCGGUGCUUCCAAACAGAUGGAGCCGACCCGCGUGCCCCGGGGUCCCGGUCCGCGCCUCGUCUUCCUCUUCGCCACGCUCGUACUGACCUUCGCAGCAACGGGGCUCCUAUGUGGUGCGAUAAUGUCGGAUCAUUGGGAAGAGAUCGGCUGGGACAAGGAGGAUCUGAUCCGAACAUCAUCUCACACGAAUCUCAGUCUCACGUGGUACCUGGACGGUCAGGUUGCUAUGAUCGAGUCUUCCGUUAAUCAUCAUCGCGCUAAUCAUCACGUCGCCAAAAGUUCCUCCUUUCUAGUUCCAAUGCACGGCGGGAUUUGGAUUAUGUGUGUUUCUCUGUCAGAAGAAGAAAUACAACUACUGGAACAAGUAGGUUUCCCGCAAGAGAAAUGUAUCAAUUAUUUGACACCAGAUGAAACGCACGAAGAGAUGCGCACAGCUUGGCAGAAUCGAAUGCAGAACCUAAGUAUCUCGUGUUCUUUGGUGUGCCUGAUCAUUCUUGGAUGUGCUGCGCUUAUAGGAUUUUUCGGCUUAUGCAGGCAUCAGAUAUCAGCUGUACUCGUGACAGGGGUGAUGUAUCUUCUCGCAGCGACAUUCGCACUGUUCACGCUGACGAUCAUCCACAGUAAAAGGACUCAAGAUCGCGAGGCCAAACCGAUAGUGGACGGGCCCGAGGACGGCGUGAUCGGUAUGCCUGUUCUCCGCAGCGUUCUCAAGGCCAGGAGAUUCACUACCGCGUGGAGCAUGGACUUAGGAUGGGGCGGAGUCACCCUCUGUGCUCUCGCGUCAGUCGCCUGGAUCCUCCUCAGCAAGAUCAUGCGUUUCAGCCCGAUCGCCGCUAUGAUAGCGUAGCAGUGGGACGCCUUCGAGGUCUAAGGUCGUUUCUCACGGUCGCGACGUCCAGUCGCGAUCCUUUCAGGAAUCAAAGAUUUUCAAGACCUUGAAGAGGAUCGCAAACUGAGACGCUACAAACGAUGCUUUUUGAGGAAGCCGCAUCCAGAAAUGACCAACUCGAAGGCGAUAAGUGCCUACUUUAUAUUAUUUAUCUCGUUCGCAUAAAUAUUUGUUAUUUCGAUUGAAGGAAACUAAUAAGUUUAUCGGAGAAAUAGUAAGAUUUUGGUUAAAUUCUUCGUCGGCAGAAAUAUUUAAUAACUUAUUUGACGCUUAGUAGAAUCACUGAAUGCGCCAUUUUAACAAUUUAUAUAUUUUUUUUGCAUUUUAUCAUUUGUGUUGUUUAUUGCACGUAACUAAGCAACACUUACUAGAAAUAGUAAGAACCUAAGAAUAAAACAAGAGAAGUGAAGUAAAUAGACCUACAUAUGUACGCUCAUAAUGUAAAGAGACAAAGUGUAACGCUCUCAAUGGCAAUUAACAUUAUGCGUGAGUAUAAAUUAAAUAACAUAUUUUUUGAAGUUUGGUUUUUACUAAUAGCUCCAUAAUCAUUUAUAAACAUUCUCCCCUUUUUUCAUAUUUCAUAAAUUUUAAUUUUAUUUACAUUUUUGCCACGUUAAUUAAUUUCUUGUUUUAAAUUUGCAUCUGCACUUAGAAUCAAUCUUCGAUUAAAUUAUUGUGCUAUCGUGUGCGUGAUGUUAUAGCUGCUCGUUUUGUGAGGAAUAAUGAGGAAUAAUGGAGCGUUACACUUUGUGAAUUAAUAACGAGAGACUUUAACUCUCUGAAGACUAUAAAGAUAUACGCUGAUUACGUAGCUGGCUAUAAUGUAAUCUGACUCGCCUUAUGAUUAGAGUGAUAAGCGUAUUUGUAAAGCAUAGCCUAAAAAUGUUAGUUAUAUACAAAGUGAGGCGUGUAAAGCGUGACGAUUGACUUCUCUCAGAAAGAAAGGAGAAGUAAUACAAUCACGCUAAAUGUUCUCCUUCAAAUUUUGAGACAACUUUGAAUAUUUUCUUCUAUAUUUUUUUGAGAUAUUGUAAUCUGCGUCACGCUUUAAACGCUCCAACUUGUGCAUAGUAUAAUAUUCUUUCAAGCGGUGAAAAAAAAGAGCUUGUUUUUGCUACAACUUGUUAUAGCGAUUAGACGAAAUGAUAAUUGCGCACGAGCAUGUAUCCUGCAUGUGAAAAGGAUCGCGAGCUGCGUUUCGUCCAUUAAAAUUUAAGGAACUUCCAUAUGUUACGCGUCACUCGGUGCUUUUGAAGGAGAACACCACAUUUUUCUAACAAUGCAUUUAGAUUUUUUCUAGCAAUGCAACAAUUCCAACAAUGCAUUCUUGAUUGCCAUAUUUUUUUAUGCGAUCUUUGUUAUUUGUUAUAUUGAAACUAAUAAGUGAGCACAAUAAAGAACUACAAUAAAUCUA
Molecule: messenger RNA, 3003 nt
Organism: Linepithema humile (Argentine ant)
Lineage: Eukaryota; Metazoa; Arthropoda; Insecta; Hymenoptera; Formicidae
Cellular component (GO): plasma membrane
Source: RefSeq, a predicted model, not a curated record